Telopea speciosissima is the source of this 973-nucleotide messenger RNA. Its product is annotated as transcription repressor OFP11-like. Gene Ontology annotation, biological process: negative regulation of DNA-templated transcription. The transcript has a single exon. The record is from RefSeq and is a predicted model, not a curated record. The coding region runs from base 139 to 816 and encodes 225 amino acids. NCBI's taxonomy places the organism in Eukaryota, Viridiplantae, Streptophyta, Magnoliopsida, Proteales, Proteaceae.
UAACGAUUCCCUCUCUCUGUUCUCCACUUGCAAUUACAAACACAUAAAUCCACUCGUCCCUUCCUCUUCCCCUUUUCUCUAUCUUCUCACCUUCUCUCCUUUCUUCUCGUUCUCUCUGCCUUGCAGAGAAGCAGAAAAAUGCCGAAUAUGCUAGCGAAGAACCUCCAUCUCUGCUUCUCUAAGUGCAAACGCCCGGUAGUAACUGAAUCUCCUCGCACACCACUCGUAGCGAGCGAUCACGAACGCAGCACAGAGACAACGUCGAUCCUGGUGAAGAAUUUCAACUCGUUAUAUGAUCUCACCUCCGACUCAACCUCUAAAUCAGUGAGUCGUUCCAGCGAUAACUUCUCAUCAUCAGAGUACUCCGAAGACCUACUCGAAACUACAAUCCCUGAUUUCGCCACAAUCUUCGCUUCACAACGCUUCUUCUUCUCAUCCCCUGGUCGAUCUAACUCCAUCGUCGAAUCGCCACUGGAAUCCCCUCCUGAAUCAGAAGAAACAGAGAAACUAUUGAGUGGAGGAAUUCCUAUCUCCACGUACUCACCAGAUCCUUACUCGGAUUUCAGGCGAUCAAUGCAGGAAAUGGUUGAAGCACGCGAAUUGCUUGACGUGAAGGCUGAUUGGGAUUACCUUCACGAGUUGCUCUUGUGUUAUCUCACUCUUAAUCCUAAGCAAACACACAAGUUCAUCAUCGGCGCUUUUGCAGAUCUCCUUCUUAAUCUCAUGACAAAAUCGACGGAAUCGGAUGUCAACAACAAUCCUUCCGGCUCCGACAUGGUCUCCGGCCGGUGUACGAUUUCACGGCGGUUGGUUUAAUUUUUCCAUCUCAUAAAAAUUCUUAUUUCACCAAUACAUUUUCCAUUUUUAGGAAUUUCAGUUGAGAUAUAUAUGAUUUGUUUUUCUCUUUGGGUAGUUUUGCUUCUGUAACUUUUGUUUGUCUGUAUAUAUAGUCCUUUUUAUGAUCUUGUCUUUA